Caenorhabditis sp. 36 PRJEB53466 is the source of this 1427-nucleotide messenger RNA. The record is from the annotation of a GenBank genome assembly. NCBI's taxonomy places the organism in Eukaryota, Metazoa, Nematoda, Chromadorea, Rhabditida, Rhabditidae.
AUGCGCUCUCUUCUUCUUCUCAUUCUUCUCCCCGUUGCCACGUCAUCACUCCGUCUCUGUUUCGACAAAUCCCCAAACCGAUCUCUCUUCGCCCGUCCGCUCCUUUCGCUUCGGAACUUGAGCCUCGAGAAAUGCUUCAGUGCGUGCCUGGAAAUGCCGCGCGAAACUUGCAAGUGAGUGGCUCCCCAGGUGCUUCCGCACUCACAUCAGCACCUUUCAGAUCGGUCACAUACACCCGACAGACAUCGGUUUGUCAGCUGAACGCAAAGUCGAAGAAGGAAGUGAAAAUAGUGAAGAACCCGAUGUCGGACUUCUAUCACAGACACUGUUUCGAUAAGCCGAGUGUGGCCAUCCGAAGAGAUACGGUAGCGACGGACUCUGCGGGAUGCUUCUCUUCCACCCCGGGCAAAGUCCUGAUCGGCAUCGUCGACCAGCUGGUUCGUGACGUGGCAACUGUGUCCGACUGCCAAGGACACUGUGCGAACAGCCAGACGAAGUACGACAUCACGUGCAAGAGUGCGAUGUACUACGAGAAAGACAAAGAGUGCAUUCUGGCGUCGCAGUCGAAAGCAGACAUUCCGGAUCUGUUCAUUGACGACGAUAAGUCUCUGUACUUGGAGAACGGCUGCCUGGAAAAGAGCGACAAGUCAGUGGUGGUGAAGACUUCCGACGUCUUCAAAGGAUCGUCUAAAUUCACGGAGAAUGAUUCAUCGAAAGUCGACGAAGAGCUGGAACCUCUGAAGACAGAGAAGACCACCCUGGCAACCAUUCUCUCCUCAGCCCUCCCAGAUAUCAAGGUGGAAUUAUCUGGAUACGAAGGACCGUCCGACUCGGUAAGCAAUCUUAACCGCGAAGAUCUGUUGACGACGAGACCGACGACCACAACGACGACGACGACGACGACGACUACAACCACUCCGAAACCGAUCGCUCCCAAGGUGAUCGACAACUACAAUGUGGUGAACACCCCGAAAACAGAAUACGGAAGACGAUUGAGGGACACACGAGUCAAGUCUUGCUUCAAGUACGCUUCUGUUUUUCAGAUCAGAUCCAUGAUUCAUUGUGAUUGUAGGGAAGUGAGACCGAUCGGAAAGAUGGAGGCGUUGAGGGUGGUGAAAGCUUAUUCUCUGGAGCAGUGCACGGACAUGUGCAGACUGUGCACAAAGUGUUUGGUCAAGCAGAAGAAGUGUCAGGCGGUGGCAUUCGAUAUGUGAGUACGGUAGUCCAAAGAUCCGCUCAGAUUGUGCAGUGAGGCUUGUGCUCCCCCCGCAUUCCUCUGAAUGACCUCAUAAGCGAGUACAUUCCAUUAUCCGCUUCAUCUCUUUCAUUUCAGUUCUCGCGAGCUGUGCGCUCUCGCCACGAAGCGGCUCACCGACGGCGGCUCGUUCAAGGAUGACAUCAUCUACCACAACCGAAUGGAUUGUUGA